Tilletiaria anomala UBC 951 is the source of this 3786-nucleotide messenger RNA. RefSeq lists its product as uncharacterized. The record is from RefSeq and is a predicted model, not a curated record. The transcript has 6 exons. Gene Ontology annotation, biological process: regulation of DNA-templated transcription; DNA-templated transcription. Lineage: Eukaryota; Fungi; Basidiomycota; Exobasidiomycetes; Georgefischeriales; Tilletiariaceae. The coding region runs from base 262 to 3558 and encodes 1098 amino acids. Gene Ontology annotation, molecular function: DNA-binding transcription factor activity, RNA polymerase II-specific; DNA binding; zinc ion binding.
CAUGUCGAGAGCGGCACACCGGGGGACUCAUUCUGCUCCUGCUAGAAAAGAGUCGCUCGCGCUGCCCACGGUGCCUUUCUUAGCGACGCAAACCUUGCAACAAGACUGCGCCAACGCGAGCAGAAUAUCAUCCUACUGGAGCAAUUGCCAGGUAGUCUAAUAGCGCACCAGGGUGUGCCUCGAUCCACGGCUGUGCGUCUGCAGAAGGGCUGGAGCUACUGGAUAGGCAGCGCUCGUUGCUGCUCGCAAGAGGCGAGCAGGAUGAAUCAUUUAGUGUCUGGAGGUGCUCCAUCAGGCUCCCACUCCGGCUCAGGCGAAGGAGCAGGAGCAGGAGCAUCUCCGAACCUUGAGGGGAAUAUAUCAUCUCCGCAGCGUGAAUCCAGCAUCGGCCCUGUACGAAACACCGGCGGUAGUAGCAGUACAGCUGGCACUUCAUAUGGUCGGAAGCGGACCGAUGUAACAGCUGCUGGCGAGUCGUCCAGUCCUACGAAUACUGGCGAAAGCGGCAUUGGAGAUGGACAGAUUCACAAGGCCCCGCAAGUGCCUCCCGUCAAGGCCGCGUGUACCUUUUGUCGGUCCAGGAAAUCAAAAUGCAACGGCGAAACCCCGUGCAAGGCAUGCGUGCUGCGCAACAAGCCGGGCGAAUGCACAUACACAAUAUCCAGGCGAGGGGGCAAGCCGAAGAAGAAGCCUGAUGCAAAAACGAUGCAGAGCCAUUUGCAGUCGCUGCUCGCAAUGACUAACUUACCGCACACAGUGCGCAUGCCAGGGGCUGUGCCUCAGUUGCGCGAGUUCCAGAAGGAUGAAGCGAUGUCGGCAUUGUCGGAGCUGGGAGGCGUAGCGGGGGUAGGGCAAGCAACAGCGACAGCGACAGCGACAGCGACAGCGACAGCGACAGCGACAGCGACUUCCCCGAGUGCGGUGCAUGUCAGUCCGAGCGACGUGAGCAUGCAAUUUUUUAAUCCUUUUGCGCAGCAGCGACUGCAGCAGCUAGGAGCGGCAGAUCAAGGAACGAGUUUGUCGGCGGGUGCAGCAGCCGUUGUGGGAGUCGGAGCAGGGCGAGGUCAAGCGCAGUUACUAAAUUCCAAUGCUAAUGAAAUCGCGAUGCUUGUCCAAGGGCAACAUCCUUCUGCGCGGACGAAUGGCUAUGGUGUGCAGCCCAUCACUUUAGACGCGCUUGGAGGUGGGAGCGGCGCCGGCGACUUGCCCUUUUUAAACCAUCAUCAUCAGCAGGCGGCAACGCAAGAAGAUGCAAAGGCGCAGGAGAAUGGAACAGCAGCUGAUGGCUUGUUGCAUUUCGACGUUGCUGCCGCUGUUGGGAUCAAUGUCCUGUCGCAAACGCAUGCGCAGCAGUCUAGAGAUGGGGGUUUUCCAGGCGGCAGUGCUCAGCAGCAGCAGCAGCGACAGCAACAACAGCAGCAAGAUGCUUUCUCACCCUCCAUCGUGCUCCAGUCCCCCGGCUUUUACCCAGACCCUUACCGGGAAGCAGCAACCAAUCUCUUCCCACCCAUUGAGCAAAGUAGCGUCCGUAGCGCGCUGCUAAUCGAUUACUAUCGCUACCUCUACCGCUUCAUUCCAGUCUUACUCCCACCCGAGCAUCUCGCCGCGCUGGCGUCGUCAUUCUCGCCGCGCUCGCCGUUUUUGCUGGCGCUGCAGUGCAUCCUACCACUGCUCAUGGACGAGGAGCAGCCGCCGGGUCCACUGCACGGCAUGGGCGGCAGCGGGCUCAAUUUUGGCAGUCCAGAGAAAAAGAAACGUGUCAGGCAGAUCACCGCUGUCUACCAGCGCAUGGCGAGCGAGGCGAUUGAUGCGGCGCUCGAAGCAGCCGAUGAGCAGGAUAGUCCUGCCGCUCUGCUUGAGAUCAUCCAGGCGUUGUGUGUGCUAAUCAUCUACGAGUACGGCAGCGGACGGGCCCUCAAAGCACGACUUAAGGCGGAUCAAGCUCUGGGCCUAGCGAUGUCAAAGGGCUUGCACCGCCUGACAGGAAAUUCAAGCAGCUCGACGUUCGGAAGACCGCACCACCGGCAGCAAAGCUGUUUCAGCGUGGCAUCCAGCGCCGGGUCUGCCACCAGCACCAGCACCGCUUUUGCGCAAUUCUCCACAGAGAAUGUGCACGAGAUGAUGAAGCGCACGUGGUGGGUCACAUGGGGUCUGCUCAUGUGGGCUUCUUACAAUACUGGUCGCAUCCCGACGAUCCGCGCGGAUGAUCCGCGCGUGACGAGCGAGCUGCCGAACUGCAAAGAUCAGCAGGCCUGGGCUGGCAAUAUCCUCUCCCUGCAAGCGCUGCUCCUCGUGCAGGAUCGCGUACUCGCACUCGCGCAAUCGACCGACACGCCCGAUAAUCAGUCGGACAGCACCAUGAAGGGGGCUUUGCAGCCUACUUCAUCGUCAGUUAGGCUCGCGGAUCUGGGCCGCAAUUUUGGUUUUGGCGCUGUUCCGAUCGGAUCAGCUGGAGACGAUUCGAGCAUCGCUGUGGACGGUGCCUCCAUGGCAAAACCCGCGACGCCGAGCUCAUUCUCUGACUACCCAUCGCUCAACCAGUCGUCCAGGCAGCAGACCAUGCAAAGCAUGACGGCAAUCGACCAAGCACUCCAGCAGCAAAUCGCAGUCAUCGAAAGGGGGGAUCAGCCCAGAUGGCGGUCGCAACCACCUACCGCUAAUCUGGGCGGCAUUGAAGAUGACAUGAUCGCGUACCUGCAUCUUUCUACCGCCAUUCAGCUGUAUACAGCAUGGCUCACUUUGCAUCUCUCUUCAGCAUUCCAAGGCGCGACUCUUUUUGAGCGUAAGCUCUGCUUCCUCAGCAGCGUGGGUGACAACAACAACAAGCAAAUAUGCCAGGUGCCCAUGCCGGACGCAUUCUCCAGCAUUUUCCCUGCGGAAACUAGCGCUGACUCGCUCAACAUCGCUGACAACGAAACCGAUUGGCUCAAUGAGGUUUUUCCUGCCGCAUUCGACGGGCCCUUCAACCCAGUGUCGAAGUGGACAUACUCUGCGCCAGAACAACCCUCGACAUCACCUGCUCAGCAGGCAAAGCAUCCAAAAGAGCCGCAACACCAGCAGCGGAUUCUUGAUCGAUGCGUCUACGCGAGCAAGCGCCUGCUCGAGCUCUCGCGCGGCGACGCACUCAAAGUGAAUCCAUUCCCGGCAUGCUCGCACGUGCUCAUCGCUUUUACGCUCUUGAUGCAAGCGCUCUCGCUCUCGAACGGACUCGAUGAUGACGAGCACAAAGCUCACGCAGACGACGAUAUUGCUACGCUUAAGGCCGGUGCAGGUGUGGGUGCUAGCACUGCCUCUGCCGCGCCCAUUUCGGACUUUUCGCGCGAGCUUGUACAAUCUGCACAAGGAUCAGCAGCGCUGCAGAAGGACUUGCGCAAGAUGGCGACGCAGGAGGGUCGGCAGCAGCAGUUGAUACAGCUACACGAAAUCUGGGAGAAGGUGAAAGAGGCUCAUGAUACUUUGGCAGAGCUAUCCAAAUACUGGGACAUGGUCAUUCCCAUGGCGGACGAGGUCAACUUGUGCCUCGCCACCAGCCAGCUCUUGUUCGACGCGCAACAAUAAUCAGCCAAGGGGCAUGUGGAAUGCCUUGAUAUGCUAUGAGCAUGCACUUUUCAAAAAAGAUUCGGUAUCCUAUCCCCUGCUCCGUAUUCAGGCGAGGUCUAUGUCAGAUCAAUGACACAUCCGCGAUAGUGACACUGUCAUUUCGCGCCGGUCCCAAGGGCGGCGACGGCGGCUGUUGAAGAUGCGCCAGUUCGAGCGCCAUCGACUCGCGGAAGGUCGUGUAUAUAC